This is a messenger RNA of Lucilia cuprina (Australian sheep blowfly), 5189 nucleotides long. RefSeq names its product polycomb protein Su(z)12 (gene Su(z)12). Gene Ontology annotation, cellular component: ESC/E(Z) complex; nucleus. The transcript is spliced from 6 exons. Bases 348 to 3152 code for a protein of 934 amino acids. The record is from RefSeq and is a predicted model, not a curated record. Lineage: Eukaryota; Metazoa; Arthropoda; Insecta; Diptera; Calliphoridae. Gene Ontology annotation, molecular function: chromatin DNA binding.
UCUGAUAAAACAACAAAGUAAACUUUGCAUAAAUGCGUGUGAAAAAUUUUCGCGCCGUAUAAAAUUUUAUUUUUUCACAUGUUCUUUUCGUUUAAAUUGCUAUUAAUUAACUUAAAAAGUUAAAAUAACUAAUAAACAAAGUGCAAAUUAUAGUUUAGUUAAAAAAAAUUGUAAGAAAUAAAAGAAAAUUUAUGUUUUUAUAGCAGUGAGUGUGUUUGGAAAAGAGAUUGUGUGUGAAAAUUAGCUAGAACAAGAAGAAAAAGAAGCAGCAGCGGCGUAGCGUUGGUGUAAGAAGUGCGAAAAAGGAAUAGAAGAACGAAAAAACAAAAAAUACCAAGAAAAUAAAUAUGAAGAAAAUGCCACCGCAAAAGAAACGUGAAAAAGAAACAAAAGAUGCUGUGGCAUCUGCUGCUGCCUUAAAUGGUAACAACAACAAUAAUAAUAAUAGCAAUCAUAAUAACAAUUCCACAUUAGUGGACAAUAAACAACAACAACAGCAAAAUGCAGUAAAUGGUAAUAGUGCUGAAGCAAUGACAGCCAUUGGCACAACUACAGUAGCUACGGCGGCGUCAGCAGCAGCAGCAGUAGCAGAACAAACUAAACUUAAUAGCCACCAGCAAGAGCAGGAACUCUUUUUGCAGGCUUUUGAAAAACCCACACAAAUUUAUCGUUUUUUGCGUAAUCGCCACGGUACUAGUCCUAUUUUCUUGCAACGUACUCUUAGCUAUAUGAAGGAACGCAUGUCUCGUACUCAUCGCAAACGUAAUAAUUUCAAAAUUAACACCAUGCUAGAUGUUUUAACACAAAAAAGUCAAACUUUGUCGAAUAAUUAUCUUAAUAUCAUUUAUAAUGGUUUGUUUGAGAAAGCAGCCAGUGGAGAACAUGCCUGGCAGGCGGGUGAUAAGGUGACAGUGGAAUCUACUUUGUAUAAAAUAACCAAAAGUAAACGUAAAGAUAGUACCUCAGAUUUUCAAGAAAUUUUGACCUACAGUUCCAGUGUUAUUUAUAAUCCUGUUGAUAACCUGCAACAAUUUACUGCCAUUUCCAUACCUGCUCAAUCUAUACAUCCAUUGGGUGAUCAACACACCAUCUAUAAACUAUUGUUUCGCAUUAAAGUUAAGCCCGCCGGACAGGAAGAUGUUAUAGCUAAUGGUGGUCAUGAGGACACUCCCACCAAACGCUCUAAACUUGCCACUAAGUUGUAUGGCUGUGAAUUAAUCGUUUAUGAAAAGAAUAGCGGCUGUAUACCCGAGGGUGAUUAUGAGGCCGCUUUACAAGAGCUUAAUUCUUCAAGUAUUAAAUCAUUUUCACCAAAGAAACGCAGCUGGGAAACUUUACCCGAUAAUUACAUUCCAAUAACUAUGAAAUUUGAUGUCUUCAGUCAAUAUCCAACUUUAAAGUUUCGUUUAACCUGGUCGGCCAAUGAAUUGCCCAAGGAAAUCUCUUUAACUGAAAUGGAUACCUAUUGUACAUUUAACGAUUUAAGCCAUGGCAUUGAUUGUGAGAAUACCAAUACGACCAACAACAAUGAUCAAAUAAAUCACAAUAAUAAUUGCCUGAAAACAGCAACAAAUAUGUCAUCGACAACGACUUCCUCUACAGCAACAACCAAAAAUAAUGGCACAUCUAAUAAUAACAACAACAACAACACAAACACCAUAUCAAAACCCUUAGCUAAAACCGAGAAAAUACAAAUUGUUUAUAAUUUUUUGUACAGCAACAAUACCCGUCAACAGACCGAAUACACACAAGAGGUCAUUUGCCCCUGGUGCGGCUUAGACUGUAUGCGUUUGUAUUCACUGUUGAAACAUUUGAAAUUAUGUCAUGCACGAUUUAAUUUCACUUAUCAGCCGGCUGCUCAAAAUGGUGCUAGAAUUGAUGUUACCAUAAAUGAUUCAUAUGAUGGUUCAUAUGCUGGUUCGCCGUAUGAUUUAGCCGGACCAUCGGGUUGUUCGUUUGCACGUACGUGUGGUCCCGUACGUCGUACUAGUGUUACGAAUUUAUUGGUUUGUCGUCCACGACGACAGAAGACAUGUUUGGAUGAGUUUUUGGUUUUGGACGAAGAUGAUUUGAGUAAUCAGAGGCCUUAUAUAACGGGUCAUAAUAGACUUUAUCAUCACACCGAAACCUGUCUGCCAGUCCAUCCCAAAGAACUCGAUAUCGAUUCGGAAGGUGAAAGUGAUCCCUUAUGGUUGCGUCAAAAGACCAUACAAAUGAUUGAUGAAUUCACUGAUGUCAAUGAGGGCGAAAAAGAGCUAAUGAAAUUAUGGAAUCUACAUGUCAUGAAACAUGGCUAUGUGGGUGAUUGUCAAUUACCUUUGGCCUGUGAAAUGUUUCUUGAUGCCAAUGGCCAUGAGAUAAUACGUAAAAAUAUCUAUCGUAAUUUCAUUUUACACAUGUGUUCCCUCUUCGAUUAUGGUCUAGUAUCACCAGAAACUUUAUAUAAAACUGUACAAAAACUACAGGGUAUUUUGAGUAAAUAUCGUGAUGGACAAGAAAUGAUGUCUAAACAACGUGAGGCUCAAUUAAAAUAUUGGCUAGAGGUGGGUAUACAUAAACAAGAUGAACAAAAACUCAAAUCACCACAAAAACCUGUAGCGCCAACAAUAACAAAUGCUAAUAAUGCAGUGGCCGAAAGUAAAGGUGAUAAAGCCAGUGAUGCUAAAAACUCUAUGCAGCCACCUAGCAAACGUACUUCUACUGCUGUUAAACGUUCUAGUGUUAAUGCUAAUGGCGGCAGUGUAAAUGGUGCUGCUGGAGAAAAACUUAGCAAUGGUAAAAGUGUAGCACGCAAGUCAGCUACUCAGGAGGAUGAUGCCAAAGAGAAAUCCAAUAGUUUAAAGAGAACGGCAAAUGGUGAUAGAAAAUCAGAAGCCAAAACUAAAAGCGAGACAGACAACAAUAAAACUCAAGCAGCUAAAAGAAGACUUUCUACAAGGGAUGAUAAUAGUGUUGAUGUUGAUGGUGCUGCCAAUGAUGAUAAUAAAAAACAAAAGAAAAGUGUUUUUAAAAUACACGAACAUCAUCAUCACUUCGAUGAGGUUGUGGUGGCAAAGCCAAUGCCACCUGAGGAGUUUAGCAAUAAUAAUAAUGAUAAUAAUACAAAUAAUUGUUCUAGUACUAGUGGUUCUUCAUCUAUUAUUUUAAAGUGAUUAUUAUUAUUUUAUUAUUGUAUGAGUUUGAAUAUUUUAAUUAUUAUUUUAGCUUUAAGUUGAGGUUUUAAAUUAUUAGGAAAUUUACAAAGCAAAGUUUUGUAAGGGAAACAGUGUUGAAAAUUGUAUUUCUGUGGAAAAUUCUAUAAAGCGAAUUCAUUUCUAUGGAAAUUUCCAUAAGGCGAAUUUUUUUCUAAGGAAAAUUCUUUAAGGCUAAUUCAUUACUGUUGAAAUUUACUAAGGCGAUUUAUUUUGUAUCAAAAAAUCAAUAAGGCGAAUUCAUUUCAGUAAAAAAUUCAACAAGGCGAAUUCUUUAAUGUAAGCAAUAGAUAAGGCGAAUUCAUUUCCAUGAAGAAUUCAAUGAGGCGAAUUCAUUUCUAUGAAGAAUUCAAUAAGGCGAAAUCAUUUUUGUAUGAAAAAUUCAUUUCUAUGAAAAAUUCAAUAAGGCGAAUUCAUUUAUAUGAAAAAUUCAAUACGGCGAAUUCAUUUCUCUAUAAAAUUCAUUAAGGCGAAUCCAUCACUGCAUAAAUUUUAUAAAACGAAUUCAUUUUUGUAAAAAAAAUAACAAGGCGAAUUCAUUUUUACAAAAGUUUUAUAAUGCGAAUUCAUUUUUAUGGAAAAUUUUGCUAAGGCGAAUUCAUUUCUACUGAUUUCUCUAUGGCGAAGACAUCUCUUUAGAAAAUUCAAUUAAGGCGAAGACAUCUUCUUAGAAAAUUUAAUUAAUGAGAUUUUUUUUUCAAGAAAAUUCUAUAAAGCGAAUUCAUUUCUGUGGAAAAUUCACUAAGGCGAAUUCAUUUAUAUGGAAAAUUCACUAAGGCAAAUUCAUUUUUGAGAAAAUUUCAAUAAGGCGUAUUCAUUUCUACGACAAAUUCAAUUAGGCGAAUUCAUUUUUAUAAAAAGUUAACUAAGGCGAAUUCAUUUCUAUAAGAAUUCUAUAAGGCAAAUUAUUUUCUAUAUAAAUUUGAAUUUGUUCUUCCAAAACUACUAUAAGGCAAAUUCAUUUUUAUGGAAAAUUCACGACGCCGAAUUAAUUUCCUUAAAAAAUACAAUAAGACGAAUACAUUUCUGUAAGAGUUUAAUAAGGCGAAGUCAUUUCUGUAUAAAUUUAUUAAUGCGAAUACAUUUCUAUGAAAAUCCACUAAGACAGGCUCUUUUCUAUGUAAAAUUCAAUAAAGCGAAUUCAUAUUCACGAAAAACUUAAUAAGGCGAAAUCAUUUCCGUAUGAAUGUAAAAUUCUAUGAAAAAUUCAAUAAGGCCAAUUUAUUUCUAUAUGAAACUCACUAAGGCGAAUUCAUUUCUAUAAGAAAUUCAUAUAUUAAACAGAAAAUUUACUAAGGCGAAUUUAUUUAUGUAAGAAUUUAUAAAGGCGAACUCAUUUAUAUUGAAAAUUUGAUAAGGCGAAUUAGUUUUAAUAAAAAUUGUAAAAAGGCGAUUUAAUUUUUAUAGAAAAUUCACUAAAUAAAUUCAUUUCUCUAACAAUUCUACAAGGCGAAUUGUUUUCUAUAGAAAAUUCAAUAAAGUAAAUUUGUUUCUAUGAAAAUUUCAAUAAGGCGAACUAAUGUUUAUGCUAAAAACUAUAAGGCAAAUAAAUUACUGAAAAAAUUUUAUAAGGCGAAUUCAUUUUUUUGAAAAAUUCUAUAAAGCGAAUUCACUAAAACAAAGACCAACUCCUUUCUGUUGAAAAUUCAAAAAGACGAAUUCGUUUUUAAGAAAAUGUAUAUAAAGGCGAAAUUGUUUUUAUGAAAAAUUCACUAAGACAAAUUAAUUUCUUUAAGAAUUCUAUAAGACGAAUUAGUUUCUAUGAAAAUUUCAGUAGGCGAAUUCAUUUUUAUGAUAGAAACUAUAAAACAAAUUAACAUCUGUCAAAAAUACUUUAAGGCGAAUUCAUUUCUUUGAAAAAUACUAUAAAGCGAAUUCACUAAAACAAAUGCAAAAUUAUUUCUAUUGAAAAUUCAACAGGGCGAAUUCGUUUUAAUGCAAAAUUCAAUAAGGCGAAUUAAUUUCUACAGAAAAUUCACUAAAACAAGUGAAUUUCUU